Messenger RNA from Bombyx mori (domestic silkworm), 4525 nucleotides. It is a transcript of the gene Vps2, whose product is annotated as charged multivesicular body protein 2a. Gene Ontology annotation, biological process: endosome transport via multivesicular body sorting pathway; late endosome to vacuole transport; protein transport. NCBI's taxonomy places the organism in Eukaryota, Metazoa, Arthropoda, Insecta, Lepidoptera, Bombycidae. The coding region runs from base 302 to 988 and encodes 228 amino acids. The transcript has 6 exons. The record is from RefSeq and is a predicted model, not a curated record. Gene Ontology annotation, cellular component: ESCRT III complex; multivesicular body.
AAAAAAUUAUAUAGAUAGACAGAUGACGUCUGACUAUGUCAAAUUUUCGGGAGUGAAAUAGAAAUUGUUUUCUUUUGAAUUUCGUCUACGUAUCAUUCCAAAGCGUAAACAAUAAAUUGUAAUAACUUUAAACUUUUUAAUUAUAUUACUGGUAUUUGCAACUGAUAGGGAAGAAAAAUAUAUAUAAUAAAUUAGUUGCUAACCCCUGAGACUUGUGAUGGUGAAUCAUCACUCCAAAUAAAUAGUUGAAUAUUUGUCUGUUCGGCUACAUUCAAAUUGUAAGAAGCACACACUCUAAGUUAUGAUGGAGUGGUUAUUUGGUCACAAGAUGACUCCAGAUGAGAUGCUGCGCAAGAAUCAGCGAGCUCUCAACAAGGCCAUGAGAGACCUGGACCGUGAACGAAUGAAAAUGGAACAGCAAGAGAAGAAGGUCAUUGCUGACAUUAAAAAGCUAGCUAAAGAAGGACAAAUGGAUGCUGUUAAAAUCAUGGCAAAAGACUUAGUACGUACCAGACGAUAUGUCCGCAAGUUCAUGUUAAUGAAAGCGAACAUCCAAGCGGUGUCACUGAAGAUACAAACUCUCAAGUCUCAGAGCACCAUGGCGCAGGCGAUGAAGGGAGUCACUCGUGCCAUGGCUACUAUGAAUAGACAACUAAACAUGCCACAGAUACAAAAGAUAUUACAGGAGUUUGAAAAGCAGUCUGAAAUUAUGGAUAUGAAGGAGGAGAUGAUGAAUGACUCCAUCGAUGAAGCGAUGGAGGGAGACGAUGAUGAAGAAGAAAGUGACGCCGUCGUGUCACAGAUCUUGGACGAGCUGGGCCUGCAGCUGAACGACACGCUGUCCGGGCUACCUCAGGCCACUGGAUCCCUCUCUGUUGCCGCGAAGACCCCGGCGUCCCCGACGGCGGUGGCGGGCGGCGCCGGAGCCCCCGUGUCGGACGCGGACGCCGAGCUGCAGGCCCGCCUCGACAACCUGCGCCGGGAGUAGCGCCCACCACCUCCCAAUACAACACGACAAACGUUACGUCUCAAGCUUCUGUUUUGAAGUCUGCUUUGAUACAUUAACUCUAUGAAAAGUUAGAAAUAGUUUUACACAAGAUUCGUCCUGAUCACAGGAGUGUACUCGCUUAAAUAAAACCGUACUGUUCAAGUUGCUAAUGUGCUUAGGCUCAGAAGCAAAUUUGAGCCCCGUUCGUGGCGGUAUCGCCGUGGCCGGGGGAUCGCGGGGUUCGUGGGGGGCUGGGGACCGGGGGUCGUGGAGAGCUGCCUCGCAGGACACCUUGUAGAACGACCCUUAACUCCUCGUAUGCAAUUCAGAGUUAACCUGCUGUAUAAAAGCCGCACCAUCUCCCGGACGCGGUAUAAGUUAGACGGACUAUUUCUUAUGCCUCAGACAGACGAUUUAACUAUAUAUUUAGUUUACUAGAGAUUUUUUUCAUGAUUCGCAACAAGGCUGCCUCAAGGACAAAUAUUCAUUUAGUUCAGUUCAUGAACAUCAAACAAUUUCUAACACCCUGUAUAUACAGGGCUACCAUAUUAUUAUGUACAAGCGACCCGCCCUCGCUUCGCUUCGGAAACUGCAAUUUAUUAUUGAUUUCUCCACUAUUUAAUGGAUGUUAUUAUACAUAUAAACCUUCCUCUUCAAUCACUCUAUCUAUUAAAAAAUACCGCAUCAAAAUCCGUUGCGUGGUUUUCCAAAUUUAAGAAUAUAUAAGGAUAUAGGGACAGAGAAAGCGACUUUGUUUUAUACUAUGUAGUGAUGGUAGAUUUUCAAAAAUGUUAAAAUAUGGUUUUAAAUAAAUCAGAGUAGUUGUCGACGCACGGACGAUACAGCGCGUUUUGUGAUAAUAAUUAUGAAUGCUAAAAUGAAAUAUUAACGUUGAGUGUUCAUAGUGCAAAUUGUCACUAAACAGAUGAAGGAGUCAUUGAAAGAAGUGUUCAAUGUAAUGCAAACUUUAUUUUUAAUUCGAUACGACAGAAGAGUUAUUUUAUUAACACACUAAAUUAAAUUUGAAAUACACAAAUGUAUUGUAAAAUGGAACAUAGAAUUGGAAAUAUAUGAUACUGGUGGUAGGACCUCUUGUGAGUCCGCGCGGGUAGGUACCACCACCCCGCCUAUUUCUGCUGUGAAGCAGUAAUGCGUUUCGGUUCGAAGGGUGGGGUAGCCGCUGUAACUAUACUGAGACCUUAGAACUUAUAUCUCGAGGUGGGUGGCGCAUUUACGUUGUAGAUGUCUAUGGGCUCCAGUAACCACUUUAACACCAGGUGGGCCGUGUAAAAAAAAAGGGUUAUUUUAUUAACACACUAAAAUAGAACAUCGAAUUGGAAAUAGAUGACAAUAUACAUUUUUAUGUGUCAAUAACAAAAUGAAAAUCGUUUUAAUACAGAGCAUACGAAUGGAGUAGUAACAGGGUUAACCCUGUUAGUGCUGAGCUUAAUUUCACAUAUUUUGCAGAAAUUGUUGAAUUGGAUUUUUAAAAAAGUAUUUACUUUAUAAAAAACAAAAAAAAAUAAUUACAAAAAUCAGUCCUAAAUUCACAGCAAAAUAAUUUUAAAUGUUUAUUUAUAAAUGUUAUUAACUUACCAAAAACGUUAUACAUACGUAUGCGCGCUAAGACACAUCCAUACAUGUCGAUACUUGUAAUCAAACUGUGCAAUAGUCGGUAUUCCGACGCUCCGCACUUUAUACGCUUUAGCAGAGUCGAUCUAUCGACGGUUUGCGCUCUAAGGCUUAAAAAACAAAUGUGGGAAGAUUUAACUUACAACAUUUUAAAAUAACAAAAUCACAUUAUGUCAAUCAAUCAACUUUUAUUGUAAAACUAACGUUUUUUUAAUCUGUGCACAAAAAAAUUGAAUACUGCUAAUAUGUAUGUAUGUAAAGGUAAUAAUUAAAUAAUAAAAACUAGAAAUAAAAAUAGUCCCUGGUCAGGAACGAAGAAGCCGUGGUGUUGUGCAGACGCGACGGCACUUAGGGCUGCGACUGACUUCUUUAUUACAAAGCGUCUCAUUGUUUUUUAUUUUAGUUUUUUAUAUCGACAUAUUUAGUAAUACUUUUGAUUUGGUUAUUUACAACCGAAAAAACUUCUACUUAUACCUCAUGAAACAAGAUGUGCACUUUUCUUUUAUAAAGCAGCUUAUUCCCAUUCGGAAUUGAAACAUACAUAUGAGUAGACUAUUAUCAAAGCCGGCAAUGUGACUUUUGGACAAUUAUUGGUAAAUCAGAAAAACGAAUUAUUGACUUUGUAUUCCAUUGGCAGCCACAAAACUCUUCUGAACGACAUCUUAGAUAAAUAACAGGUUAAGUAUUAACCUUUAUUUAAUGCAGGUUUUGAACCGUAUUCUUUGAAGGAGACGAUUAUAUUCAAAUCAAUCUGUAUUGACAUAUCAAUAACAUUUUUUUGUCCAAAUGCACAGAUUGCCACCUUUGAUAAUAGACGAUUCAUAUAUCCCUUAACGCAUCGCACAUGUGGCCAAGCUCUUGCUAAAUAACACACUACCCAUUACCUAGAUUUCCACAUGUGUCCAAUGUGAAUUACAUCAAUGGAGAGAUUAUUUUGUGCCGUUGAUUUUUGGAAAUUCAUCGGCAAAUUUCAAGAUCUAUUUGCGGAGUACCUCGUGGAUUUGGUAGGGUUGUCACUUCAAUCGAAGCUCAUUGUGAGUGCAUUUCCCUGGAACUUUGGUCGUUUUUCUUUGACUGAACUGGGAGGAAAUGGGUGUGUGGAGGCUUAAACGACAAAGGGAACAUCUUCCACCGAGCGGGUGAUAUUGCUCGGUAGACCGACGGUCCGAAUGUUGUUGUUCGGAACUUGUAUAUAAGUAUGCGAGCUUAUCUUGAAAAUGUCGUAAGCGAGAUUCUGGCAUCUGUCAAAUAUCUCGCGUUGUAUGAUGGCUACCCGCCACAGGUGGUUUUGUGCGGUGUUGUAAGUGAGGGGAUGUAACCACACUAGCGCGGGCCGCACUCGUCGUCUGUGUGUUACGUGACGUAGUUGAUUUACUAUACGUCAACGAAUGUAAACUUUACUGGUAAUUUAUGAAUUCUAUUUUCUGUCUCAGAGGUUUAUAUGAUAAAAAGUAAUGUGAAUUAAGCCUUUUAAUUUUUUGCCUUUCUAAAAAUUUUUUGUAAAAUGUUGUAGAUAGCUUAGUUCUGUUCUUGUUGUAGAUAGCGGUAGGCAGCGGCUUGGCUCUGCCCCUGGCAUUGCUGAAGUCCAUGGGCAACGGUAACCACUCACCAUCAGGUGGGCCGUAUGCUCGUCUGCCUACAAGGGCAAUAAAAAAAUAAAAAAAAGUUCUGAAACUUAUAGAGUCAAGAAAAUAUUGCAGUCUUAUGUACCUAAUACAAUAUAUGUAUAAUAAAAUAAGUAUGUAAUAUUAAUAUAAUAAUAUUAUUGUGUUCUCGAGUCACUGGCGGCGAUGUUCGUGAUGUAUUUGUUUAAAUACGCCUUCGAUGUUUGUACACAUUGUUAAUUAUUACAUUGUAAUAUAAUAAGUUUACGAUAAUAAAGUAUAUUUUAUUUAAAAAAAUAAA